UGGCUGUCCCCCGGUAGUCUCGCGGUGGUAGUGUCUGUGCGAGUGUCACGUUGUGGAAAGGUUGCGACGAGCGUCCUCGCUCGGGGGAUCGAGUGUGUUUAGCUUUGUUAAGCACAGGAUCUCUCGAUAAACGCUCGUACGGAUAGGAUUCGGUUCAAGAAAUGCUCACACGUGAUGGACACGCGCUGUAAAGUCUCGUCGUCUCUAGGAAGAGUAUCUUCUGAUUAACAGCGCGCGCGAUGUGCGAGGUGUCGUCGAAGGGACAGCGAAGAACGUUUCGCGAUCAGGAUCCGCCGCGAAUAUGCAACAAGAGCGCGGAGAAUCUGCUGCGGGACGAGCUCGAGUUCUCGCGCUCGACCCCGAGCUCGCCGACGGCUCUUCAACGCGCCGCCAGUCUCGAGAAAUGUUUCAGCGAGCCGGAAUUUUUCCAGAAGCAGCGCGAACUGCUCUCGAAGCACGAACAGCGGGCGAAAGAGAAGGAGAACGGCGGCGGCAGCGGCGACGGCGAUAAAGAAAGCAUCUCGCCCGUACGUGAUACGAACGAAGACGAUUCCGGAAGUGCGGCCGACGUUACCAAGAGCAGCGACGAUUUCCUGAAGGAACUCUCCGCCAAAGUGCCUUUCCCCUCCAAACAGGCGAACGAGGUGAUCACUAACGGUCUCAAGUGCGACUCGGACGACAUCGACGGUUUGACAAACGGAAAGAAGAUGGCACCGGUUCUUGGCGUACCACCUCCGCCACCGCCGGCUCCUCACAUGGGACCAGACGGCCUGAUAUUGCCGAGGAAACCGUAUAACCCUUGCCUUACCUCCUCUAAUCAUAAGGAUCUUCACAGAGAAUUACUUUUCAAUCAGAAGAUUGGCAGAAACGUCUUGAACCAAAAGAGCGAGCUACAACGUGCUCUGGAGAAACAGAGAGAAGCCGCGUCGAGAAGGGAAGCUGAGAGGCUACGAGAGGAAAAUUACAAAGACGAUCCUAGGACCGCGUUGCAGAGGGCGAUCGAGCAAAGAGCGCGACACAUUCAAUUAACACAAGAACAAUCGCAGGCGACGACGGAUCCGCCGAACAAUCCUCUAAUAACGGCGAGAGCGAAGCUGAGACCUCGCACGGAGUCCCAGUGAAGAGUCGCGGCGGAGAGGAUCGGAGCGAUCGUGCGAAUCGUGUCGCGCUUGAGAGGAAGAUUGAUCAAUCAAGAUUCAAGUCGAUCCGCUCUGGCGGCUCGUAAUUUUAUACCCGAGCGCCUUUUAUCGAUCGCAAUCACAUGUACAUAAGCAUAACCCGAUAAGAUGUUGUUGGCGCAGGGAUUAGGCGCGGCGUCGUCAUUCGGCACGUCACAGAAAGUAGUCGUAACAGACGUUUAAGAUAACAGAUAAGGAACUUGAGUACGCGGAGAGUAUUAUUUAUAAUCGCGAGAGAGAAAAAAGAAUUGGUAGAUUUACCUCGUAGUUAACACACAUAUGUGCGCGCUUUUUUAGCGCACACACCACACAUACGGUUGCGUCAACAAGCCAGGAAAAUCGAUCGGUCUGAAUUGCGUAAGUUUUUAAACGACACGUCGCGAAAAUUACACAUCGUUAUCUUUAAACGAUGUCGUUUACAGUUGCCUAGAUCAAAUAACAAACAAAAAAAAAAAAAAGGCUCGUAACUACGUCACGAUGUACAAUCAGCAAGCAACCCACGUGUCUUUGUCGCGUUUAAUAGUUAAAUCAGUGUGCCCAAUUUAGAUGACAGUUCGAAUGAUGAUAUUUACAGUUAUAUAUAUACAUAUAUAUAUAUAAUAUAUAUAUCUAUAUAUAUAUAUUUAAUAUAUAUAUAUAUACACACACAUUGAAUUAUUAUAUCGGGUAUAUGAGUGCGAUUAUUAUGUAUGUGUAAACCUCCUUGAGAACAUAUACAUCAACAUAUUUUUUCUUACGAGGAGAGAGAAAAAUUUUAUGCGCAUCUGUCUGUCGCGCGAGAGCAUGGAAGGUGCGAUAGUCGCACGCAGUUUUACAGUAUAGAACAGAUGGACAAAAAAUAGAGAGACAAUAGCGGUUAGAGGAGCAAUGCGGAAAAAUUUACUCGUAGUUUUUGGCGUCGGUCGUGUAAUUUUAGUUAGACAUCUCUGGUCUCGAUCUUAAAACGAUCUCUCAGUAUCUCUUUUUAAUUCAAAAGACAAAUGUGUCUUUUACAGUACAACUUUCCGAAACGUAUAUACAGUCGGGAUCGACCAACCUCCCAAAACGUAUACUUCCCCUUUUUCCUUUGCUCUUUAACUCACGCGUGCGCAGACACUUACUGUGCUAGCGCAGUUUUGAUUGUAAUCAUACUUUAGCGUGGUCGGACAAGCUAUGAUAGAAAGAAUAUACGUUUUGAAAGUGAGUGCGUAUACGUUUUGGGGAGUUCUACCGUAUUUCUAAAGUUGUUUUUAUUGCAUUUCUGAUUGUUCACACAUUAAAAAGUCGGUUAUGUUGUUUAACAAGUUUUUUUUUCUUCUAAUUUAACGUCACACACUCGUUUAGAAUUCAAACUCACGCGCGAGUGUGCAAAUCAAGAAAUUACGAUGCAACAUUCAGUUUCCAAUGUGCACUUCCCUCAAGUCUACGUUUUGAGUGAACCUACGUGCCCGGGCGAUAAAUUCGCGAUGCACUCGGUCGCUUUCUCUUCUCUUCCCUCGUGGACGUCACGACGAUGUCUUCCACGAUUCUCGACGUGAUUCGGGCACGUAGAAAAAACGUAUCUUGCACUUGAAGCUUUGAUCGAUCAACGGUGGCAUUACUUUCGUGUCUUCGCCGGACAAGUGGCAGACAAAUAAUGCAGAUUCCACAAAAAUAUAUAUAUAUAUAUACAACUAAUCGCGCACAACUUAUCGUUAAAAUUGUCUACCCCCGUUGCGAGUCAAUAUAACCGAAAUUUUAAUACUGUUUAUUAUUACGCAUAUGCGAAAAAUGUAUGAAAUCGCAAAAGGUGAUGUCACUGGAGGUAGAGUAGUGGAGGUAGUUUUCGGUAGAAAAACACGAAACGAUAGAUCAGGAUUUCGCGGGACCAUGUGUUUGUAGGUUUCACCGUACGGCAGAGAGAAAUGUAAUCUGCCUCGCGAGACAGUUAUUAGCGAAUCGCGUAUUUAGGUAUCGAAUUAUCGAUGUCAAUAAUAACAAUUAUUAUAUUUCACAAUACGUUUAGAGAGAAUCCUCGCGAAGAAGCGCGUAACAUCUUAGGUCUAAAAUAACAAACAAGCCGUUGAGGAGAAAGUUUUGUUGUAACUUUUUUUUUUUUUUUUUUUAAUUUAAAAACCAAUUUCACGAGAUGUUUUAUAACACACAAUUCGCGCUUAAAAGCGUGAGGAAAAAUAUAAAUUCUCACACUCAAAGAGAAGCCACAGAGAUGAAUAGGUUGUUUUGUACAAUUGUCACAUGUAUAUGCUAGGACUACGUUCCAACACUUAAUUGUUUGUAUUCAAGGACCGCAAGGACAAGGUCGAAUAAGUCGAAUUCCAAGUAUAUAUAUUUAACUCUAAGUAUUAUUUUCAUUUCAUCGUGUAAAAGAAAACGAAUAAAAGGACGUUACGAGAUGAACGAA
Messenger RNA from Pseudomyrmex gracilis, 3558 nucleotides. RefSeq lists its product as uncharacterized. The transcript is spliced from 6 exons. NCBI's taxonomy places the organism in Eukaryota, Metazoa, Arthropoda, Insecta, Hymenoptera, Formicidae. The coding region runs from base 240 to 1121 and encodes 293 amino acids. The record is from RefSeq and is a predicted model, not a curated record.